Armigeres subalbatus is the source of this 7201-nucleotide messenger RNA. It is a transcript of the gene didum, whose product is annotated as unconventional myosin-Va. The transcript is spliced from 13 exons. Gene Ontology annotation, cellular component: myosin complex; cytoplasm; actin cytoskeleton. Gene Ontology annotation, biological process: vesicle transport along actin filament; actin filament organization. Gene Ontology annotation, molecular function: actin filament binding; ATP binding; microfilament motor activity. Lineage: Eukaryota; Metazoa; Arthropoda; Insecta; Diptera; Culicidae. The record is from RefSeq and is a predicted model, not a curated record. The coding region runs from base 588 to 6272 and encodes 1894 amino acids.
GAGUGUGUGAAGUGUCCAGUUGGAGACAUUUUUCCCACAGUCAACUGCGCUCCAGGCCUGAGAAGAAUGUAGUUCUUCCAGCUGCUGGUUGGGCUGGUUGCUGAUGCAUGUGGUGGAAAGAUCGUUGGUCGAUUUGCGCUUCUGGUUACGCGAUUUUUCGUCUUUCGACCCGCACGAUUUUCGGGCCAUUAGCGAAUGUGAAGAAAGGGGAGCAUUGCUGGUGUGUGUUACCUACGUUGGUACCUUGCUGUGAAAGGAGUCACCAAUUAAAUAGUUGAAAUAGUGAUUUUAUGUAACUUUAUGUAUCUUCAGUAAUAAAAAGAAAUCAAUUUGAAUAAUUUGAAAUGUGGCGAAAAUUGGGUUUCUGCAUGGGAAAUUAGUGCAUGCCGUGAACAAAACCAUACCGACUCUCGUCUACCUUUCGUCGCUGGUUCCCUCGAGUUUCUUCUUUUUGGGGCCAUCGCGCGCCCGAAAAGUAGGAAAGUUUCACCUAUUAGCGGAAUUUCGGAAGCGGGAGAAGCGGCAGCAGAGAAAGAGCUGAAUCGAGGCAGCAUACAAGUGAAGGCGAGGAACAACACCGCAAAAACAUGUCAUCAACGGAGCUUUACGUGAAGGACGCUCGCGUCUGGAUCCCACACACAGAAAAUGUCUGGCAGGGUGCGGUGGUGCUUUGCGAUUACAAAGAAGGCGACAGAACGUUGGAGCUGAUCACAGACCGUAAGGAGAAGCACACGGUGCAGCUCAAAUCACCCAGCGAUUUUCCCCAUCUGCGUAACCCAGCCAUCCUCAUCGGACAGAAUGAUCUCACGGCGCUGUCCUAUCUGCACGAACCGGAUGUCCUGUACAAUCUGGAAGUUCGCUUCUGCGAUCGUCAUAACAUCUAUACCUACUGCGGUAUCGUCCUGGUGGCGAUCAACCCGUAUGCGGAACUCCCGCUUUACGGGGCGGAUCUCAUACGGGCCUAUCGGGGACACUCGAUGGGCGAACUGGAACCACAUAUAUUUGCCGUGGCGGAAGAAGCUUACGCUAAGCUCGAGCGAGAAAAGUGUGAUAUUAGUAUUAUUGUUAGUGGUGAGUCUGGGGCGGGAAAGACCGUAUCGGCUAAGUAUGCUAUGCGAUACUUUGCCGCGGUCGGCGGUAGUGAAUCGGAAACGCAAAUCGAGAAGAAAGUGUUGGCUAGCAGUCCGAUCAUGGAAGCGAUUGGGAAUGCAAAAACUACGCGGAAUGACAACAGCUCUCGGUUCGGAAAGUUUACCAAAUUGUUGUUUACGAACAACCUCUCGAUGAUGUCGCUAACCGGUGGGACGAUGCAAACGUAUCUACUAGAAAAGUCGCGAGUUGUGUUUCAGGCUCCUGGUGAGCGAAACUAUCACAUAUUCUAUCAGUUGUGCGCGGCGCGGCAGCAGUGGCCCGAACUGAUGCUGGAUCAUCAGGAUAAGUUCCACUUUUUGAAUCAGGGUCGGUCGCCGGAUAUUGCGCGAGUGUCAGAUGAGGAUCAGUUCCGGGAAACGAUAAAUGCGUUCAAAAUAUUAGGGUUCGAUGAUGGGGAGAUCAACGGUAUCAUGAAAGUGUUAGCUGCAGUACUGCAUUUAGGUAACGUCGAGUUUACGCAUAAAUACAAGAAACAAUCGCAGGAAGUGGACCAGGAGGCGUGCAGCGUGGCGUCCGACGAUCUGCACGUGAAUAUAUUCAGCGACAUCCUAAAGCUGGACAGGGACGAACUGCGAAAAUGGCUCAUCACCCGUCAAAUCGAGUCCAUCAACGAAUCCGUGUUGAUUCCUCAGAGUAAGGCCCAGUCCGAAGCAGCCCGAGAUGCUCUUGCCAAACACAUCUACGCGGAGAUGUUUCAGUACAUCGUUCAAAAAAUCAACCGUAAUCUGGCGGGUGGUAAAAAGCAGAACUGCUUUAUCGGCGUACUGGACAUCUAUGGUUUCGAAACGUUCGACGUGAACUCGUUCGAACAGUUCUGCAUAAAUUACGCAAACGAGAAGCUACAGCAGCAGUUCAAUCAGCAUGUCUUCAAGCUAGAACAGGAACAGUACCUGAAAGAGGGAAUCGAGUGGAAGAUGAUCGAUUUCUAUGACAAUCAACCGUGUAUCGAUCUGAUCGAGGCCAAGCUGGGCAUCCUGGACCUGCUAGACGAGGAAUGCCGGAUGCCUCGGGGGUCUGACGAGUCCUGGGUGGGGAAACUACUGGAGAAGUGCGGCAAAUACAAGCACUUCGACAAGCCUCGGUUUGGGACGAGUGCAUUUUUGAUAAAGCAUUUUUCGGACACGGUCCAGUACGAAUCGCAUGGGUUUCUGGAGAAGAAUCGGGACACAGUCUCGAAGGAGCUAGUGAAUGUGCUGCGGCUGUCGAGUAUGAAGUUGUGCCAUAAGCUGAUGACCGCGGCGGAAGAAUCGCCACAACCGGAUGCUGGAGAUACGGGGAAGUCCGGCGUGAAGCUGGUGAUAAGUGCCGCCAAGAGUCAGGUAGUUGAUAAGAAACGAAAGCCAAUGACCCAGAAGCAACAGAGGAAAACAGUCGGUUCGCAAUUCCGGGAGAGUUUGACGCUACUUAUUACAACACUUCACAACACGACGCCACAUUACGUCCGAUGUAUUAAGCCAAACGAUGAUAAGGCCGCUUUUCGAUGGGAAGCUCCAAAAAUCGUGCAACAGCUGAGGGCGUGCGGGGUUCUCGAAACAGUUCGCAUUUCGGCGGCCGGUUUCCCAUCCCGGUGGACGUACGAGGAUUUCUACGACCGCUAUCGGUUGCUCUGCAAACGCGUCCAAAUCGUAGACUGGAACGUUAAGGCCACGUGUGGCAACAUUGUACGCAACUGGCUGACCGACACGGACAAAUAUCGACUAGGCAACACGCAAAUCUUCUUCCGUGCCGGUCAGGUCGCUUAUCUGGAACAGUUGCGUAGCGAUCUGCGCAAGAAGCACAUCAUCAAGGUACAGUCGCUGAUAAGAAGAUUUAUUUGUCGGAACAAAUAUCUCCGACUGAAGCGCACUGCACUGGGGUUGCAGCGACACGCCAGAGGCAUGUUGGCUAGAAAGAGGGCGGAUGAUCUUCGAAAGAAUCGAGCGGCUAUCACUAUCCAACGCUAUGUUCGCGGCUGGUUGCAGCGCACUAAGUAUCAACGAAUCCGUAGAACGGUACGUGGACUGCAGACCUAUAUUCGUGGAAUGCUAGCACGGCGGAAGUUCAAGCUGUUGCUGGACAACUACAAGGCUACUCAGAUUCAGCGAUUCUGCCGAGGAUAUUUGGCACGCCAACGAACCAAACAGCGGCUGGCUGGUAUAAUCAAGUGCCAAGCAACGAUACGCCGAUUCUUGGCUCGUCGUAUGUUCAAACGCAUGAAGGCAGAAGCCCGUACUAUAUCCCACAUUCAAAAAAUGUACAAAGGUCUGGAAAAUAAGAUUAUCGAACUUCAACAACGUUACGAUCAGAUUUCGAAGGAGAAUUCCGCUUUGAAGAAGCAGAAUGCCGACAUACCGGAAAUGCGUCAGAAAAUGGUUGCUAUGAAGCGACAAGAAAACGACCUGAAGGCGUUGAAACUACAGUUGGAACAAAAGGACGAAAAGCUACUUGUGGUGAUCAAACAGUUGGAGAACGAACGCGAUGAGAAGAUGAUCUUGCUGGAAGAGAAACAGAAGGAAGAGGAAGACCGAAUAAAAGAACGGGCGGCUAUGGAACAAGACCUCACUAAAAUGCGUGAGCAGGUCAAUGAGAUCAACGACGUCACGAAACUGGAACGAGAUCGACUGCUUUCGCAAGCUGACUCCAAAGAGAUUCAUGUGGCUUAUCAACGGAUGGUCGUAGAUAAGCAUCAGCUAGAAAACGAGAACAGUAAUUUGCGGAACGAAGUACGUCGGUUACAGCACAUCAUCAGCAAUUCGCACGAGCUGAAAACCCACUCCCGGUCGGUGAGCAACGCCUCCAGUACCAACGAAGAAGACUAUGGUUACAAUUCGGGUAAAAAUACGCUGGAGAUUCGACGAUCGCCACAAUCAUGCGAAGGUGAAAUUAAUAACAAUUUGAAACGAAAUAACAGCAAUGUUAGUACGAGUGGUCCCAGUGUCGUGCUUUCUCCCAUAUUAGGAAGGUUACCUUCGGUAGUUGCCCCAGUUAGCAACGGUCCUGUAUCCAUUGGUAGUCCGCCCGUAUCAAUGGGUAAUGUUUCUAGUCAAAGUAGUAUAAGUGAGGUGCCUCUACGAACGCUUCCAAAAGAUAAUUCGCUAGACUUCGAGCGGUUGUUAAAUAAGACUCCAUUGGAGUCGUUCAGUCUGCUGCAAGAUCAUUCUACACCCAACACAACGGAAUCACCGGAAAAAGAUCAAACAGCCAUAAUCCUAAAGAUGCGUAAGCUCUUCGAGGAAGAGAAAUCCAAAAGCGAUCAACUUCGCAAAGAGAUUGCUCGAUUCCGCAAGAGUGCGUCCUUCAGCACGGAGGACUCAAUCCGCGCCUCGGAACUGGAGGUGGAAAUUGAAAAACUACGCCAAGACUACAACCUGCUGAGAAACAGCAUCAAACGCGGUGUCGAAGACCGUGAACUAGAGGCACAACAUAUCGCCCUGCAGCAGGAGCUGCAACGGCGACGAGACGAGUGUAUUUCGCUGAAGGCCGUCCUGGCACAGCAGAGCCAUUCGUUGAGGACACUGGGACAGUCGCAAGUCAAUCCGAAUGGCGACUCGAGCUUACGGAUUCACGAUGAUACCGAGCUUAUGGAAGCAUUCCAAGCGCAGAAGCUGGUAAACAGGCAGCUGGAAUCGGAACUACGUGCGAUGAUGGAUGCAAGCAAUGAAACCCUGAUCGAGAACAGUAAGGUAAUUGAAGCACUCCGAAAGGAGGUUCAAGAAUUGCAGACGAUCAUGCAAGACGGACUCGAUAACGUGAAUGACGAUAAUCUGGAAACAUUACGGAAAAGUGAUCAGUACUUGAGGCAUGAGCUGAGAAAAUCUACAGCUGCUUACGUGGAAUUGCAGGAACAGAUGAACGAAUUGCUGGCAAGGAACCAUGAACUUUCGAAGAAGAUCACCAUUCUAUCGAAUCGGUUACGAGAUAAUGGACUGAACGAUUCUAUCUUAAUGAACGAAGAGUUCCAGUCGAUGGUUAUUGUAAAGAAGAAAACACAGUCGUAUCAAGCCAUACUGAAAUAUCGGCACGAGGAUGAGAACAAGAUCAUUCAACGAUUAGUGACGGACUUAAAACCAAGAACUGCUGUGACGUUGAUGCCAAGUUUGCCGGCCUAUGUGGUGUUCAUGUGCAUAAGAUACACCGAUUCGGUUAAUACGGAUGAUCACGUGCGAUCUCUACUGACGAGGUUUUUGCAGACAAUCAAACGGUUGUACAAGCUGCCCAACGUUGUCGAAGUUCGAGUCAUGUGGCUAGUCAAUACCCUCACCCUUCACCAUCUGCUGAAACAAUUCGGUGGCUAUGCGGAUUACAUGAAGUACAACACCGAGGAGCAGAAUCAGCAGCAGCUGAAGAACUUCGACCUGUCCGAGUACCGGCAAGUGAUCUACGAGUUGAUCAUCCUGAUGCAUGGCGUUCUGCUGCGACAGGUACAGGAAUCGAUCAAGAAGUUUAUCGUACCUGCCAUCCUGGACCACGAUGAAACGGCCCGGGGCAAGAAUCGAGGUCGGACGAUGUCGCUGGAUACGUCGCCGGAGCAGAGUCGGGAACCGAAGUCUUUGGUACAGCAGUUGGACAUUUUCUACAAACAUUUGAUCAGUUUCGGCAUGGAGAGUCAGUACAUCGAGCAGAUUUGCAAACAGCUCAUGUAUUACAUCUGCGCUGUGGCCGUCAACAAUCUCAUGCUGCGAGGUGAUCUGUGCAUGUGGAAAACUGGUAUGAAGAUCCGCUACAACGUCGGCUGUUUGGAGGGUUGGGUCGAGAAGACGUACAUGGACCGGGAGGUGAUCAAACCGUUGGACCCGCUGAUCCAAAUUUCCCGAAUCCUUCAAGCCCGCAAAUCCGAGGAAGAUGUUUCCACACUAUUGGAGCUUAGCACGUGUUUGACGACGGCGCAAAUAUUGAAGAUCAUUAAAUCGUACACCGCGGAUGAUUGCGAGCAGGAAAUUAAGCCAGUCUUCAUCGAGAAGCUGGCGAAGCAAUUGAAUGAAUCACAGGAACGGUCAAGUCAGAACGAAACAGAUACCUACAUGAUGGACGAAGAGAUCGUCAGUCCCCUUGUUGUGGUGUACAAAUAUAGUGAGGUUAACCUCAAAGAGAUCGAUAUUCCCCAAGAACUGAACCUGGAAGGCUUGGUCACCAAGAUCUAAAGUAAAAACAAGGGCGAGUCAUUAUGGUGGGUUAUCAACUAUUUUAAAUAGAAAAAUUGACACAUUUACAGAAAAAAUAGAUAAAUUAUAUGAUAGCCCACAUGGCCUAUAAUAGACCAAGAACAAAUAUUUCAAUACAAGCGUUGUUAUGUAAUUCAAACAAGAGUUUAUCUGUGGAGUAAAAGCCAGAAAAGACAGAGAGGUAUAUUUACACUUGUUCGUUCAUUCGUUUGAUAACAGCUCGCUGAAAUAUGAAAUAUUUUCCAUAUAUGAUAGACUUGAGUUACUUAUGUGGAUUUACAAAUUGCAACACUGAUUGGCCUUCUUCAUGACGGUUCGUUCGAUCAACAAAACAACGUGUUCUGCCUUCAAGUUAUUGAAACCAUUCAAGUGCAUUUACAAACUGUUGUCUGGUGUGAACCCAAAUCUCCACAUAUUUCCUGCGUAUUCGUUCCAUAGGUUGUUAUUCAUUGUUUUCUAUUUCUAUUAUGCCAACCGUGAAAUUUAAGUUAUGCAAUUGUUAUUUAUUACAGCGGGAAUAAGCAAGUCUGAAGUAGGAAAGUGAGAGCAAUGCGAUUGUACUGUAUUUAUAUUUGAAACUAAUACGAAACACGCAAACACUUAUGUAGUGGAUAUAAAAAAAAUACACAUUUAACAGUGUAGUAAAUCGAACCAAGAUAGUAAAAUAACUAUAUCUAGUUACUGUAACGAGAAACUAAAGUACAUAUUAUCCAUUAGACAAAUUACAUUUAAUAAUAAUUAAAUUUAAUUGAUUCACCUGUUAAAGCAAGUAUUCCUUCCUGUUACAGCAUUUAUCGUGAUAUAGAUGAAUCGAUCAUGUAUAUUUAUGUACUUACAUCAAGUGAGUGUUAAGAUAUGCGCUCAACAGUUAAUAAAUAAUAGAUGACCUAAAGAGCAGGUUCGCCAAA